UGAACAUCUUUUUCCACUUUUUACAAUUUUUAGCAGCUGAAAGGGCAAUAAGAUAGAACAUCAUGACCCUACUCCUAUUAUAUUAAAAGGUUGUAAUAAAGCAAAAGCAAGAAAGUUAGCUCAAAUGGAUUAGAAAAAGCAAGGAGUGCACAGCAGCAAAGGUGAUAUAGAAAAGCAAGAAACUCCCCACCUUCUACUAAAAGGCUAAAAUACAGUCCCAAUUGGAAGAGAAGAUGAUGAUGAUCAGAAACCAAGAAAAUCCCAGAAAUAAGUCCUUUGGUAUCUCAGAUGAUCACAUUAUCCCUACUUCUAUAUGUCCAACCUGGAAACUGUACGAGAACCCUUUCUAUAAUUCACAAAAGCAACGUCACAACCCCACAAUUCCACAUCAAGAAGAAACCAACCACACUCUAUUCAAAAGUCAUAACAAUAAGCAAAUUCAUCGACUAAACCUCCCCAUAUCUGCUAGGAAAAUUGCAGCAUCUUUUUGGGAUCUUACCUUUAUUAGACCUUUCAUGGAUUCGGAGCUUGAAAUGUCUCGAGCCCAAAUCGCUGAAUUGAAGGCUAAGUUAGAACAUGAGCGAAAGGCACGUAGAAAGUUGGAAUCAAUGAACAAGAAGAUUGCAAGAGAGUUGUCUGAAGAGAGAAAAGGGAGAGAAGCAUUGGAGCGAGUCUGUGAAGAACUUGCCAAUCAUAUAUCGUUGGAUAGAGCAGAGAUCAGUCGAUUGAGGAAAGAAACGGAAGAAGAGAGGAAAAUGCUAAGAAUGGCUGAGGUUAUGAGAGAGGAACGAGUCCAAAUGAAGCUUAAUGAUGCUAAAUUUUUAUUAGAAGAGAAGUUGUUAGAAUUGGAAGAAACUAAAAAAAUGUUGCCAUCUAAUGCCAAGACUGAAGCCAAAAUUCAACAAGACAUGAACCAUAACAUCUCAUCAGCUGCAUGUGAUCAAGAAACAAAGAAAAGGUGUGAAAUAGUUGAUCAGAAGUCCAUUUGCAAUAGUACAAGUCAGGGAAACAGUGCUUCUUUUAAUUACCAAGUGACAAUUCAUAGAAGAAACCAAUCACCAGAACCUGAAAAUCCACAUAUCAAACGAGGGAUCAAAGGAUUUGUCGAAUUUCCAAAGGUUGUCCGAGCCAUUAGUUCUAAGAGCAGACAUUGGGGUACAAAAUUGGAGUGUCAAAAGGCUCAGCUAAGGAUAUUACUGAAACAGAAGUGUCCUAUUCGAUCCAAUGGUCUAAUGACAAGCUAAUAUGCAUAAAGUUUGUAACUUUGGUGUGCCAUUUUUUUUCUUCUUUAAGUCUUGAUUGAAUUUUCUCUUAGGCCUAGAGCGAGAAUAUAUUGUUUUCGUGAUAUAUGAGUUUAUGUGAUUUUGUUAUAAUGUAAAUGUAAAAUCUUAUAUGAAGUAUGAUCUAUAGUUCACUUGGAAGCUAGAUGAUCAUGGUUGUACCCUUGGUAUCA
Nicotiana tabacum (common tobacco) is the source of this 1453-nucleotide messenger RNA. RefSeq names its product protein BRANCHLESS TRICHOME-like. Lineage: Eukaryota; Viridiplantae; Streptophyta; Magnoliopsida; Solanales; Solanaceae. The record is from RefSeq and is a predicted model, not a curated record.